This is a messenger RNA of Fraxinus pennsylvanica, 1200 nucleotides long. The record is from the annotation of a GenBank genome assembly. NCBI's taxonomy places the organism in Eukaryota, Viridiplantae, Streptophyta, Magnoliopsida, Lamiales, Oleaceae.
AUGGCAGCUCUCGAAUCUGCCAAUUUUGCGCCUCGAUUCAGCUCGCACUUCACGUUAAACACCAAUAGAAUUCAUCCUCGCAAGCGAUUAUCAAGUAAAUUCGGGGAAAAAUUUAACCGGAAAACUUUAAAGUGUUCUCUUGUCGAAAAGCAAAAGCAGGGGGAUAAGGAGGUUUCUAGAGUGUUUACCAAGGAAGAAAACGGGUUGAUCGAUGCUCUUAUAGGAAUUCAGGGCCGCGGCCGCUCUGCUUCUCCUCAGCAACUCCAAGAGGUUGAACGUGCAGUGCAGAUCCUAGAAGGUCUGAAAGGCACGUCUGAUCCAACAAGUUCAAGUUUAAUUGAAGGUCGAUGGCAGUUAAUGUUCACGACAAGACCAGGAACAGCAUCUCCGAUUCAGAGAACAUUUGUCGGGGUUGACUCCUUUAGUGUAUUUCAAGAGGUAUAUCUUCGAACGGAUGACCCUCGUGUGUCCAAUGUUGUAAAAUUCUCUGAUGCAAUUGGUGAGCUGAAAGUAGAGGCAGUGGCAUCAAUUAAAGAUGGCAAAAGGAUCCUUUUCCAGUUUGAUAGAGCAGCUUUUUCUUUUAAUUUUUUGCCCUUCAAAGUCCCAUAUCCUGUACCUUUCAGACUUCUUGGAGAUGAAGCCAAGGGCUGGUUAGAUACUACAUAUUUGUCUCAAUCAGGAAACAUUCGUAUCUCACGUGGAAACAAGGGAACUACAUUUGUGCUGCAAAAGGAAACUGAAUCAAGGCAAAGAUUGCUAUCAGCCAUUUCCACUGGUAGAGAAGUCAGAGAGGCAAUUGAUGAGUUCGUUUCCUUAAAUCAAGAUGUAGUUAAAAAUGAAUUGGAACUUCUUGAAGGAGAGUGGGAAAUGAUAUGGAGUUCACAGGUGGAAACUGAUAGCUGGAUAGAGAAUGCUGCAAAUGGCUUAAUGGGCAAACAGAUUGUCAAGCCAAAUGGAGACUUGAAGUUUGUUGUUGACAUAUUUUUCGGGUUCAAAUUUUCCAUGACUGGAAAAUAUGCGAGAUCUGGUUUCAAUACAUAUGAUGUUUCAAUGGACGAUGCAGCAAUUGUGGCUGGUCCAUAUGGCCUUCCGGCAGAAAUGGAAAGCAAGUUCACGUUGGAAUUGCUGUAUACUGAUGAUAAAAUUAGAAUUAUUCGGGGCUACAACAAAAUUCUUUUUGUUCACAUCCGUGUCAAAUGA